Plasmodium malariae is the source of this 390-nucleotide messenger RNA. RefSeq names its product 30S ribosomal protein S8, putative. Gene Ontology annotation, molecular function: structural constituent of ribosome. The coding region runs from base 1 to 390 and encodes 129 amino acids. The transcript is spliced from 2 exons. Gene Ontology annotation, cellular component: ribosome. NCBI's taxonomy places the organism in Eukaryota, Apicomplexa, Aconoidasida, Haemosporida, Plasmodiidae. Gene Ontology annotation, biological process: translation. The record is from RefSeq and is a predicted model, not a curated record.
AUGCAAAGAGCUUGUGAAAUGGUCGUAUCUUUGCUGAGAACUGAUGCUACGACACAAAAAUGUCCAUUCCAUGUAUUGAAUGUUCAAAUUCUUGAAUUAUUACAAAAGGAAGGUCUUAUUAGGGGGUUUGCAAUUAAGGGAACAAAAAUUGAUAUAUUGCUCAAGCAUUUUAAAGGAGCUCCAGUAAUAAGAAACAUUCGUGUUGUUUCUAAACCUAGUAGAGACAUAUGGCUAACUCCCCAUGAACUUAAAUUCCGCACGCGAUUUAAUACAGGACUCUGGGUUAUGCAAACUAGCUGUGGAGUAAUUAGUCAUAGGGAUUGUAUUCGAAUGGGAAUAGGUGGAAAAAUGUUAUUUGCAGUUAAUAAUGGUUAUCAACAUUUUUGCUAG